Messenger RNA from Ilex paraguariensis (yerba mate), 273 nucleotides. The record is from the annotation of a GenBank genome assembly. Lineage: Eukaryota; Viridiplantae; Streptophyta; Magnoliopsida; Aquifoliales; Aquifoliaceae.
AUGGAGUCGGAGUAUUAUACGUUCGGACCAUACAAAAUUGGUCACAAGGAAGUCUUCUACUUCAACGACCUUUCCUAUGCCAUGGUCAACCUCCGCCCUGUUGUUCCUGCGCAAAAAGUUGGUGGUCGACUUGAGUCGCUCCACAAGGCAUCUUCCCUCACAUUUGCAAUCCAAGACGGGCCUCAGGCAGGACAGACAGUUCCUCAUGUUCAUAUCCACAUACUCCCACGCAAAAGUGGUGACUUUGAGAAAAAUGAUGAAAUUUAUGAUGCU